UUGGACAGAAGCGGGGGACUGCGCGUCUAUUGGCUAACCAAACUUCGGGGCUAUCCGAUUGGCCUUAGACGAACUUUAGGUGUGAUGAAUCGAGUAGGAGGAGGACGUGGGAACUAUUAGCUAUUUGUGAGCCAACAGCAGUCGAGACAGGUUGGGAUUGUGUGAAAUCACCCCAGGCGCAUUGACUAUCAAUUGAAAACUUGCGGCUUUUUAAAGAUGCUCUUAUUCGGUUUUUUAGGUAACUUGGCCGAGUUUGUGUUCAAAGUCUUUAAGCUGCAUUUAUUACAGUUCCCCAGCGUUUAAAACCCCUGAAACAAAGGAAACAAGCAAGCGCGUGGGCGCGCGUGGACACCUGAAGGAUGCACCUUGCGUUUCUACUGACGCUGAAUUUUGGCCUUGUUUUUGCAUGCCAGUUGCCCACCGAGUGGCGACCCCUCAGCGAGGGCUGUCGGGCUGAACUCGCCGAGAUCAUCGUAUACGCCAAGGUGCUGGCCAUCCACGAGGAGCCGUACGCGUCCAGCCUGUUUAACUACCUGCCGUACCAACAGCACGAGCGCGCGGAGGACGCGCUGCUUUACGCGGCGGAGGUGGAGUUGCUUUGCGACCAGGCGUGGGGCAGCAUGCUGGAGGUUCCCGCGGGCUCGCGCCUCAACCUCACAGGACUCGGUUACUUCAGCUGUCAGUCACACACGGUGAUGGAGAACAACUCCUACAUCUUUUUCCUCAGGAUGGAUGAAAACUACAACAUCCUUCCUCAUGGAGUCAACUUCCAGGAUGCCAUAUUCCCUGAUACACUAGAGAACAAACAAAUGUUUUCCAGCCUCUUUCAGUUCUCAAACUGCUCUGGCGGACAGACGAUGCACAACUUUAAUAGUGAUUGGGAGAGCCAAGAAGACAGCAGGUUGCUGUGUGCCUCUGUGCAGAAGGUGUUGUUUGAGGAGGAGGAGAGAGUUGGGCAGCUCCAGGAGCUUGUGGCUGAGCUUGAGAGGAAGAAUAAGCAGUUAAAAGAGCGAGUGGGGAAACUGAGGCAUUCCCUGCGGAAAACCCGGAAAGCUUCCCGCCGUGCUGAGCGGGAAAGACAGGAGCUGCAAGAGCGGCUGAAUACAGCUGAGAGACAUGCUAGACAUCAUCUCAACGCCAUUCCACCCCAACACAACCCUUCAUGCCACAGAUACACACACGGAGUGCCUAUGGCAUCACCCAGGAGAUGGCCGACAAGCUGUCAAUCAUCCGGUUGCUAUGAUAUGAGGGAGAAAGAGACUUGAAGGACAAAGCUGUGCAUCCAAUCUCUAGGGAGUGUAGUUCAUCAUUAGACCAAGGUGAUGCAGGCAGAGAUGAGUGAGGUGCAUCGCAGUUCAACCGGCCGUUCAUUUCCUUAGUUCAACCAGCCGGUCAUUUCGGUGAGGUCUAUCUUAAGUCCAAGGUUCAGGCAGUGGCAUAUGAAGUAUCCCAUGUCUUAUGGUUGGAGUUGGCAUCAAUUCAUCCCCUGAAGUCCAUCAUAAUAGACUGAAGUGAUGUCUGGCUGGCACCGGCUGCAUUUAGUCGUCAUUACUCAGAGACAUGUAGCAGUGGAGUCAAGACACCAAGCAGGAACGGAGCUGGAUCUGGCUGUUUCUGGUGACCUCGGGAUAGGGAUUUUUGUGUUUUCAGAUACCAUAUGUGAACAAAGUCAAGGAAUUUUAUUCCAAUUGGAUUAAGUAAAAAAAAAAAAAAAACGUAAGACAAAAAGUCACCUGUUUCAAAAUGACCGGAACACAACAUUAGGGUUAAUGUUUGCUUUUUCUGCUCUAUAUGCAUGUUUGUUUGAAGACUAUUUGUGUGUUUGCAUAUUCUCAGACAGGAUUAAAAUAUACAGAAAUCUAUAGAGGUGAGCCCCCCACCCCUAUACACAAACACCCCCCUCUAAAUUAAUCCCUGAUUAAGUCUGUUUUUCAUAUUUUCUCAGCUCUUUUAAAUGCAAAGGCAAGGUCAUAAUUGUACAUGAAUGAACAGAGAGAUACAGAGGCAAAAUGAACUCCUCUAAGCUCCCCAGCAACCGAUGCCUCUGUAUUGUCUUAAAUAUUGCAAGAAAAGAAUUAGAAAGAGGAAAAGAGAGCACAAUUAACAGAGGAAAAUAAAAAGGACAACAUCCUAUAAUAAUAUUGUUAAUAGGAUAGUUCACCCAAAAAUGAAAAUUCUGUCAUUUCUGAAAAUUGUGUUAUUCCAAAACCAUAUGACUUACUUUUUCUGUGGAACACAAAUGAAGUUAGGCAGAAAGUUACCAUUCACUUAUAUGAAAAAAAUAAAUAAAUAAAAAAAGAUGUUGGCUGAGAGAUCAGUCCCUAACACUCAUCAUCUGAGUUCCACUGAAGAAAGAAAGGGUAAAUAAUGGCGUUUUAACAAUGCUAGUGUUUAACAAUGCUAGAGGGUUGUGUCUGGUUGCCAGGCCGUUGCCAGGUGGUUGCUUUUUAGUGGUUCUUAGCGCAUUACUAGGUGUUAUGACUGGUUUCUAGGUGGUUGCUUACUAGCCCAUGUCAAAAGAACCCACCCUGAAGUCUCUGUGAUUUUUUUGGUCCCAAGAUAUGGCUUGAUAUGGUCCCUACAAUGUACUAUAAUAUAUGGGAUUUCUCACCUCUUUUAUCAUCUGCCAAAUUAAAAUCACAAAUUGGUUAGAUUGGUUAGAAAAAAAACAGCACAACUCUUUUCAACAAGCAACAUGAAUUAAGGUAUCAUCCUUGUAGGUAGCACAAAUGGAGCAAGAAUUUCGAGAAUCCCUAACCCUAAGUACAGUUAGUAUGUGCAAUAGUAACAGUGAUGCUUGACUUAACAAACACCAUUAAUGAAAAUGAAAAAAGAGCAAAUGGAGAUGGAGGGAGAAAGCGAGGGAGGAGGGGAGAGUCCAGACGUGCAGCUGGAAAGAACAGAUUGAUGAAUGAACGGUGAGGAGAAAAUGUGAAUAAAGCCGCCAACAUGCAUUGCAACUGCAGUCUGAUCGGUAGCAACACACACCCACAUACUGUACUGUACACACAUAAUUCAGGCCACAGGUGAGAGAGCGACACAGGGUAGAUUUAUGUCAGAUGCAAUCAAGCAUGUGUGUAUUUUUUAGUGUGUAUGUUCAUGGCAGGCGUGUUGAGACAGGCUUGCUAAAAAAAAUUAUUGAACUAGAUACAGCUAAACCAGCAUGACCACAAGCAAACACACACACACAAAACACUGGGCAUAACAUUUCUGUAUGCAAACCAAUUUCUCCAAUUUGUAAAAAACCAAUUUGUAUGCAAGUAUUGUGAUAAUUUACCUCAUAACCGAUAUUUUCACACCAAGAAUUUAUAUUUAUAGUUAAAGUUUUCACAUUUACACAAUAUUUUUGGGAAUAAGGAGAUUGACCAUCAUUUAAAGAAAGUCAGUGAGAAAACGAAACAUGAUAUUGUAUUAUAUUAUAUA
Molecule: messenger RNA, 3423 nt
Organism: Myxocyprinus asiaticus (Chinese sucker)
Lineage: Eukaryota; Metazoa; Chordata; Actinopteri; Cypriniformes; Catostomidae
Product: coiled-coil domain-containing protein 3-like
Exons: 5
Coding region: 360-1265 (301 amino acids)
Biological process (GO): negative regulation of gene expression
Cellular component (GO): extracellular region
Source: RefSeq, a predicted model, not a curated record